This is a messenger RNA of Rotaria sp. Silwood1, 2100 nucleotides long. NCBI's taxonomy places the organism in Eukaryota, Metazoa, Rotifera, Eurotatoria, Philodinida, Philodinidae. The record is from the annotation of a GenBank genome assembly.
AUGGAACCGUUUACUGUCUUUCGUGGUCAAGGAAUGUCGAAGACCAACUUUGAUCGGAUGGUCAAAACACAAGGUGGACUUUUAUCAUUUAAUAAUUUUGUAUCGACUAGUACGCAACGUCAAGUAUCACUUAACUUUGCUCGUGAAACGAUGGAAUCUUCCGAUCUUGUUGGUAUUUUGUUCGUCAUGAAAAUUGAUCCAUCGAUCGCAUCAAUACCAUUUGCUGACGUCCGUGAUGUCAGCUAUUUCAAAGGAGAACAACGAAUUCUCUUUUCCAUGCAUGCCAUCUUUCGUAUUGGACCAAUGAUACAAAUCGAUGGAAACAAUCGUCUUUGGCAAGCUGAUUUAACAUUGACGGGUGAUAACGAUCCUGAUCUACGAGCGCUUAAUGAACAAACACGUAAAAACACUUAUCCUCAUCUCCAAGGAUGGGAUCGUUUGGGUAAAAUACUGACCAAAUUAGAACAGCUCAACAAAGCUCAAGAUGUGUAUGAUAUUUUGCUUGAUCAAGCAUCGACUGAUCGUGAAAAAUCAUUAAUUUAUCAUAUGCUAGGAAUGGUCAAACGCGGUCAAGGUAAAUAUGCAGAUGCUGUUGCUUAUUAUCAACAAUCCAUUGAACUCAAACAGAAGACUCUUUCACCAUCAGAUCCUAAUUUAGCUGCUUCUUACAACAAUAUUGGUUUGGUUUAUGACAAAAUGGGUGACUAUUCAAAUGCACUUUUAUCUCAUCAAAAAGCACUGGAAAUCUGCCAAAAAGAUCUUCCUUCCAAUAAUCCUAAUUUGGUGACUAUAUACAACAACAUUGGUUCUGUGUAUAACAAAAUAGGUGAUUAUCCGAAUGCACUGUCAUCUCAACAACAAGCAUUAAAAAUUCGUGAACAAACACUUCCUUCAAAUCAUCCUGAUUUGGCUACUUCCUACAGCAACAUUGGUUCUGUUUAUCAUAACAUGGGUGACUACUCGAAUGCACUUCCAAUUCAUCAAAAAGCAUUGGAAAUACGCCUAAAAAUACUUCCUUCAAAUCAUCCUGAUUUGGCUACUUCCUACAACAACAUCGCUUCUGUGUACAACAAAAUGGAUGAUUGUUCCAAUGCACUUUCAUCUCAUCAAAAAGCCCUGGAGAUUCGUCAAAAAAUUCUUCCUGCAAAUCAUGCCGAUUUGGCUACUUCGUACAACAACAUUGGUUCGGCGCAUGCCAGCAUGGGUGACUAUGCGAAUGCACUCGUAUGUCAUCAAAAAGCACUGGAAAUACGCCUAAAAAUUCUUCCUUCCAAUCAUCCUCAUUUGGCUCGAUCUUAUAACAACAUUGCUUUUGUGUAUAACAAGAUGGGUGAGUAUUCAAACGCACUAUCAUACUAUAAAAAAGCAUUUCAAAUCUUAAAAAAAACUAUUCCUGCCAAACAUCCUCAUUUGGCUCGAUCUUACAAUCAUAUUGGUUCAGUAUAUGAUAACAUGAAUGACCAUUCGAAUGCACUAUCACACUAUAAAAAAGCACUCGAAAUCUGGGAAAAAAUGCUUCCAUCAAAUCAUUCUCAUUUAGCUCGAACUUACGACAACAUUGGUUUGCUGUAUGACAACAUAGGUGACUAUUCGAAUGCGCUUUCAUAUCAACAAAAAGCAGUAGAAAUUUAUCAAAAUAUGCUUCCUGUAAAUCAUCCUGAUCUGGCCACUUCCUACAACAAUAUUGGUUUGGUGUAUGACAGCAUGGGUGACUAUGCGAAUGCACUUUCAUAUCAACAAAAAGCUAUGGAAAUCUAUCAGAAUAGUCUUCCUUCAAAUCAUUCUCAUUUGGCUGCUUCUUACAACAACAUUGGUUUAGUGUACAAUAGUAUGGGUGAUUACUCGAAUGCACUUUCAUAUCAACAAAAAGCAAUAGAAAUUUACCAAAAUGCUGUUCUUCUGGAUCAUCCUAAUUUAGCUACUUCUUACAACAACAUGGGUUUAACAUAUGAUAAUAUGGGUGACUAUGCGAAUGCACUUUUAUCUCAUCAAAAAGCACUAGAAAUCUACCAAAACGCUCUUCCUUCGAAUCAUUCUGAUUUGGCUAUUUCUCACAACAACAUUGGUUCAGUAAUAGUAUUUGUUUGGGAAAUAAAAUAA